Messenger RNA from Synchiropus splendidus (mandarinfish), 1503 nucleotides. It is a transcript of the gene ube2m, whose product is annotated as ubiquitin conjugating enzyme E2 M. The record is from RefSeq and is a predicted model, not a curated record. Bases 429 to 986 code for a protein of 185 amino acids. NCBI's taxonomy places the organism in Eukaryota, Metazoa, Chordata, Actinopteri, Syngnathiformes, Callionymidae. The transcript has 6 exons.
UUUAUCUCGAAUUAAAAACUAAACUGUGUCACUUUGAUCACAGUUUGCUCUUGAAUAAACUUAACGAAUAAAUACAAUGUUACUUCAUGAGUGACAGAGAACUGUUGUAGACCAACUGGCCCCUCGUCGCCGCCCCCCGCCCUCCCUUCGGUUAGCAUGCUAAGCUAACGCUUCACACUCUCGCCGGCUCCUUCGACUCUGUGGAGCCGCAAGAACUCGGACCCAAACUCUGCGUCGUUGCCAUCCGAUACCCACUCGGUUCACAAUAGACUGGUCUCGGUUAUCUUUAGACCUUAUAUCGGUACCGAUCCGCAGCAGCCCGCGGCUCCCCUAGACCCCUUUUCGACUCAGACCCGUCUCUCUGCGGACAUCACCUCAGCCAGAUCCUCUCACCAGAACCGGUGGUUCUGAUUCAGCAGCAACUGAAAAUGAUCAAGCUAUUUUCCCUAAAGCAGCAGAAAAAAGACGAAGAAUCUGCGGGAGGAAACAGAACCGGAGCCGGGGGGAAGAAAGCCAGCGCGGCCCAGCUCCGAAUACAGAAAGACAUAAAUGAGUUAAAUUUGACAAAAACGUGUGAAAUCAACUUCCCUGAUGACGACGAUCUACUCAAUUUCAGAAUCAUCAUCUCUCCAGACGAGGGCAUCUACAAAGGAGGACGCUUUGUCUUCAGCUUCAAGGUAGGACAGGGUUACCCCCACGACCCCCCCAAAGUCAAGUGUGAGACGAUGGUCUAUCACCCCAACAUUGACCUGGAGGGGAACGUUUGCCUCAACAUUUUAAGGGAAGACUGGAAACCAGUUCUGACCAUCAACUCUGUCAUUUAUGGACUUCACUAUUUAUUUCUGGAGCCGAACCCAGAAGACCCGCUCAACAAGGAGGCGGCUGAAGUUCUACAGAACAACCGACGGCUGUUUGAGCAGAACGUGCACCGCUCGCUGCGUGGCGGUUAUGUUGGCUCCACCUACUUCGAGAGGUGUCUGAAAUAACUGGCAUCUUGCUGCCCCCCUCCUCCUUCCUCAUGAGAUCCCACUCCUUCCCUGUCUGACCCCCUCAGUCCCGCUGCCCAACACACCCAACCCCCUUUAAUCCCGCCACUUCCCUUCUACUUUUUGAUCCUGGUCAACCGGCAGCGGAGGAUGCAGGAGUUCAACUGGACUUCAUGAGUGGGCCCGGGGCUGGGCGGGCGCCGAGGAGCGGCCGUGGGGGCUUCGCUACCACUGUCGGCGACAUAUUUUAAGUUCUUUUAUUGUUUAGUUUUUGAGUGAGGAAGAAGCCUGCAGCAGUCAUGUGAUCAGAGGACAUGGCCCCCUCGCUGCACCGUCUAGUGCAGCAGACUCUAAGCUUGGUCCGGUUCCGUCUCCAUGACAAUGGGACUGAUCUGGCCUCCCCCAGAAGGAGGGACCUGUUUCAGGUCACCUUAUUACAUUUGGGUUCACAGUGUUGCUGCUGACACACACACACACGCAGACGCAGGAUGCAGCAGCUUCAGUGUUGUGAUGGAGU